AGAGAUAGAUCUUUUAAAAAUAGAAAAUGAGCAUUUUAAAAAAGACAUUUACGAAUUAGAAGAAAUGAAGCAAAAUUAUAUUGCAAUACAAGAAAAACUAGAGAUAUUUAAGAACCCUGAUAUUUCUCUAUUGAAGCUA
Molecule: messenger RNA, 139 nt
Organism: Racocetra persica
Lineage: Eukaryota; Fungi; Glomeromycota; Glomeromycetes; Diversisporales; Gigasporaceae
Source: the annotation of a GenBank genome assembly